CAUUUUACACAACAUCACUCUCUUUCUUCUUCCUUUUUAGCCCUUUCCUUCUCUCUCUCUCUCCUUUCAAAACUCAAUUCACUUCUUCAUUCAAAACCCAUUCUCUCUCUCUUCUUUCUCCGUUCCUUAUAUUCAACCAGGAAUAGGGUUUUGGCAGUUUAGGGCUUCGUUUGGAUUUUGGCUGCAAAUUUUGGUCUCUGCUGCUUUGGUUUCGUUUCCUCUGAGUUUUUGUUUAGGCGGGAGUGAAUUUGAGUUCAAAACCAAAACUCAACAGAAAUUGAAGUCAUCAGUGUGAAAUAAGUAAAGUGGCACCGGAAGAACCUUUGCGUUUAAUUGCGUAUCGCUGCUAAAAUGCGCCACGCGCUUUAUGCGCCACAUUGCCUAUAAAAAUUAUAACUUCAAAUUCAAAUUCUACGAAGUGAUUUUGUCGCUGAUUUUUGGCUUUUCGUUCUUAUUUUUUUAUCUCAGGACAAUUUUUCAGAGACAAUGAUCGGAAACUUCAUCGACGAGAUAGACUGCGGGAGCUUCUUUGACACCAUCGACGACCUCCUCGACUUCCCAAACGACGACGUCGAGUCCGGACUGGGCUCCGCCCCUGACUGUAACGCUGCGUUUAACAACAACUCCCUCUGGCCCAACCAGUCCGGCUCGCUCCCGGCUCCCAACGACGCCGUUUUCUCAGCCGGCAACUCCGCCUCCGACCUCUCCGCCGAGCUCUCCGUUCCGAUUGAAGACAUAGUUCAAUUGGAAUGGCUGUCGAACUUUGUUGAGGAUUCCUUCUCUGGUGGAAGCCUCACCAUCAACAAACCAGACUCCUUCAUCAACAAGGACACAUCCCACCACCAGUUCCAGACCUCCAGCCCAAUUUCUGUGCUUGAUAGCAGUAGCUCUUGCUCUGGUGACAAGAAUGUGCCACAAAGUCCUGGACCGGUCGCUGCUCCCGGUAAGCGUGGACGUGCUCGCAGCAAGCGUCCACGCCCGGCCACCUUCAACCCUCGCCCCGCAAUUCAACUCAUUUCCCCUGCUUCCUCUGUUACUGAGGCAGAGGGCCCACAGGCUCAGCCAUUCCUUGCCCCAAAGGUCCCUUCUGAUUCUGAGAAUUUUGCAGAGUCUCGUCCUGUGAUCAAGAUACCAAAACAAGCUUCUGGGGAGCUGAAGAAGAAGAAGAAGCUCAAGGUGUCGCUUCCCCUGGCUCCUUUGGAGGGGAAUCAAAAUUCCGGUCCUACACAGGCAGCAGUGAGAAAAUGCUUGCAUUGUGAGAUUACUAAGACACCCCAGUGGAGGGCAGGCCCAAUGGGACCAAAAACCCUAUGCAAUGCCUGUGGCGUCCGCUACAAGUCAGGCCGGCUCUUUCCUGAGUACCGGCCUGCUGCCAGUCCUACUUUUGUUCCAUCCUUGCACUCCAAUUCCCAUAAGAAGGUUCUUGAGAUGAGAACCAAGGGUGGCGAGUUGGUUGUUUUUGGAGAGACUGCAACAGCUAUGAGCGAAACUCCCGAACUCAUUCCGAAUACUAACAGCAGCAUCUCCAUGGAUUACAUGUGAUGCGAGGGAGGAUGUAGAGGAUAAUAUUCCUAGUUGGAAACAUAGUUUCCUUCUCUCUUCCUCUGUUAUGUUAUUUGUCUUAGUGUCAUUUCAUUUCUUUGUUCAUUGGUUUUUUGUACAGGGAUGGAAUGGGGGGGGGAAAUAGGAGCAAAUUAGAUGACCAUAUAUUUAGCUAGUAGAGGAGAGACCUGAAAAAAAAAAAGGGGGGGUAGAGAGAUGCAAGUUUAAUGGUAGACUUUAGAUGUAGUGAUGAUGAUGGCUAGUAGUUCUUUUAAGGUUUUUAGAAGUUGAGUCUGUGUUGUCUCCUUCAGCAUUCAUUUUCCUUUUAUCUUCCCUUGCAAGGGAAUUCUUUUUGCAGUUCAUUUGUAGUAGCAAAAUUCUGAAAUGAGUACUGGAAUUUGAGAUU
Prunus avium (sweet cherry) is the source of this 1948-nucleotide messenger RNA. NCBI's taxonomy places the organism in Eukaryota, Viridiplantae, Streptophyta, Magnoliopsida, Rosales, Rosaceae. The record is from RefSeq and is a predicted model, not a curated record.